UAGAAAUCAAUUUAGUUUAGUAUUAGUAUUUACUUUAAAAACAACUAUGUGAGAAAACCUAAAUAAAAAUAAAUAAAAAAAACAUGACCAAUACGGUAAAAUGUCCCGAAUGUCUGAAAGUUUUCAAAACUAAAGUCACUUUAAAAUAUCACCGUUAUAGCCAUCAAACCGGUACUGGAGACUUCAUCUGCAGUUAUGAAGAUUGUCGACGCUCGUUUAAGAAUCCCAAACGUUUGAGUGAUCAUAAAAGACGUUAUCAUUUGAAUACUGAAAAUUAUAUAUGUGAAUAUUGUGGGUAUCACACGCGCAUUAGAUGUAAUCUAACGGUUCACCGACGUCAGCAUACUGGUGAACGGCCCUAUUGUUGUGUGAAUUGCGGUAAUAGUUUUGCCUCUUCGUAUCAAUUGGCGGUACAUCGUGAAAUUCACACAUCAGAGCGUAAAUAUUGUUGUAUUAUUUGUGCCGAAAGUUUUAACGAUUCAAAGGCUUUGUAUCAUCAUCAGGCGUUACAUGCGGAGGAAAAUAAAUAUGUUUGUAAUUUGUGUGCAAAAUCUUAUAGGCAAUCGGCUGGUUUGUCACAGCACAUGAGAUGGCAUAGAAAGCAGCAGGAACGUUGUACGGAUGUUAUAAAAAUUGUUAAAUAAAAUAAAAGAUUACAAAAAGGAUAAAAAUUUGUGACCA
Molecule: messenger RNA, 681 nt
Organism: Lucilia sericata (common green bottle fly)
Lineage: Eukaryota; Metazoa; Arthropoda; Insecta; Diptera; Calliphoridae
Product: zinc finger protein 502
Exons: 2
Coding region: 84-644 (186 amino acids)
Biological process (GO): regulation of transcription by RNA polymerase II
Molecular function (GO): DNA-binding transcription factor activity; RNA polymerase II cis-regulatory region sequence-specific DNA binding
Source: RefSeq, a predicted model, not a curated record